This is a messenger RNA of Parascedosporium putredinis, 1584 nucleotides long. Lineage: Eukaryota; Fungi; Ascomycota; Sordariomycetes; Microascales; Microascaceae. The record is from the annotation of a GenBank genome assembly.
AUGGCCGUCGCGAUUCCAUGGCACGCCGGCGAAGCCGCCAUGCACGAGCUCCUCAAGGUCCCGCGCCAGGAUAACCCGACGCACCCGGGGCUACCGGGCCCCUACGGGCGACGCAUCGCCGCCGCACACCUCAUCGCGCUCGGAGCGCUUGACGCCCGGCGCCGGCCGUGGGCGACGGUGUGGGGCGGAGAAAGCGGGACGGCGGGUCCGAUCGCGCCGGGGGUGUUGGGGAUCCGGAGCGAAGUGGACGGGGCCAACGACCCGGUGUUCCAGAGCCUGUGGCGGGGUAACGCCAAGGGAAUUGUGGGGCCGGAUCGGGUCAAGUUUGCGGGGAGGAUGGUGGUGGGGUCGGCGACGGAGGGGGAGGGAGAGGAGGAGGAGGAGGAGAAGGAUCAGGGGGCAAGGGGCAAGGUCUUGGACGUGCAGAUUGGUAUGGAGGUGAGGGAGUCGCUGGGAAAUUGCCCCAAGUACAUCAAUAGGAGGGACCUUGUUCGGAACGAGAUGCGGCCGGAGACGACGGGCAAGGGAUUGCCCCUGAGCGAGGCUGCGCUGGGUGUUGUGGGAAAGGCGGACCUCUUCUUCCUGGCUACUGUGGGCGGGAGGAGCAUGGAUGUGAAUAUCCGUGGGGGAUGCCUGGUGGGAAUUACCAUACCGGAUUUCGAGACCUCAGAUGUUACUGGCUCCGCAGAUAUUCUCAUCGGCGAUGCAGCCUCCAGCAUUCUCGGCCGCACCAACGUCGCCGUCAAGAUCACAGUCGACGACGCCCGCUUCGUCAACCCGCCCGUACGGCCCCUCGUCUCGGAGCAGGCGUCCCUAGGCACGGUCGCGAACAGCCAGGGUCGGCCAGAGCUCACGGCGACCUUUGUCAAGCGCGAGUUCCUCAGCCCGACGGUGGCACGGGUCGCUUUCACGCUGAGCUCGGACAAGCCGUUGCCGACGUGGAAAUCGGGCCAGGCCAUCACGUUUGAUUUUAGACCGGAGCUGUCGAGGGGUUGGUCGCACAUGCGGGACGACGAUCCGCAGUCUCUCAACGACGACUUCAUCCGGUCCUUCACGGUGUCUAGCGUGGCGCCCCGCGACGUCGGCCCCGGGACCAAGAGCGUCGAGUUCGAAAUCACGGUGCGGAAGCACGGGCCAGCAACAGGCCUGCUCUGGCGAUGGAACCCGCGCGUUUCGCUCACGAUUCCGGUGAUUGGCUUUAGCGGCGAGGAAGGUUUCUUGAUGCCGACGGAGACGGCGGAGGAGGCGUCCGUCUUCGUGGCCGCCGGCGUGGGCAUCACUCCGCUGAUCGCGCAGGCGGAUGCGGUGCUCGCGUCCGGGAACAAGCUCAAGGUCCUUUGGAGCGCCAAGGCCGAGGACCUCCCGCUGGUGGAUCAUCUUGCGGGCGCGGCGGCCGAGCUCAAGACCAAGAUUGAGUCCAUGGGGGCCAAGGUUUGGCAGAGACGGAUUACGGAGGCGGAUGUACGAGCCGCGGAGGCAGAUGGGAAGAGGAAGUUUUACCUGUGCGCUGCGCCUGCCAUGACGAAGGUGCUGAUGAAAUGGUUAGAAGGGGAGGAUGUGAUCUACGAGAACUUUAACUACUAG